AUGUGUGCCAAAGUAUCGAAUUUAUUCUUCACAAUAUGUGUAUUAGCAAGUGCGUGCGCCUUCCAGCAACAGUACUUUAGAGUAGUACCUCGAAGUCUUCGAGUACAAGAAGGAGCUGAAGCGGUGCUCGAAUGCGCUGUUGCUAAUUUAGCGGGUCAGGUGCAAUGGGCAAAGGAUGGAUUUGCACUAGGUUUCUCAUCAGUCAUACCUGGAUACCCUCGCUACACAAUGUUCGGUGACAGGCGGCAUGGUGUUUACAACCUUCGGAUAGUCAAUGCCACGCUAGAGGAUGACGCGGAAUACCAGUGUCAAGUUGGACCUGCUCAGAUGCACAAGGUUAUAAGAGCCAACGCUUCCCUGAACGUUAUAUCACCUCCAAACGCUGUAGAAAUAAUUAAUCACCCACCUAACUCCAAGCUAGAAGUCAAGGAAGGUGAAGACGUCACACUUGAAUGUCAAGUCAAGAAUGCUAAACCGGCCGCAAGGAUCGUGUGGUAUCGAGGAAACGUGGAAAUAAGAGGUGACAGAGUGUCCGGUGAAGAAGUAAAAGAAGUUGAGAGUCCAAAUGGAAACCCAAAGUUAACUCGGUACACAACAAUUUCGAGGGUUCACUUCAAGGCAUCAGCCGAUGACGACUACGCAGACUUCACAUGUGAAGCCAGACACGAAGCUUUGCAGAGGGAUGUGCCUAUGAGGAGCACUGUUCAACUCAGCGUGCUCUAUCCACCUGGCGCGCCGUACAUCGAGGGCUAUGCAGAAGGUGAAACAGUGAGGCGCGGACAAAGCUUGGAGCUCGUUUGCCGAAGUCGUGGAGGAAAUCCACCUGCCCAACUAAUUUGGUACAAGAACGGCGAGCAGAUUCGUAUGGCUUACAGAACUAGUGGACGGAUGUCAGAAAACGUGCUCUCUUUCAAAGCUGACGCCUCGGACAACAAAGCGCGUUACACGUGCGAAGCAAAGAACGUCAUGAUCAGCAACACGCUUAAAGCUGAAAUCGACCUAACUGUGCUUUUUGCACCAGCGCACGUCACAAUUUCUGGACCAUCGGAGGCUAGAGUGGGGGAUCCUGUACCCCUUACUUGCAGCACUGCACCAUCAAACCCAGCUGCUGAUAUCAAGUGGAUGGUGCGAGGCAAAUAUCACAUGGAAGCGAAUAAUCGGACUGUUAUAUCACCUGAAGGUGGAUGGGUCACGACCUCCAACAUCACCGUAGUGGUGGAACCUGGCUUAAAAUCUGUAGCAGUCGUAUGUCACGGUAUCAAUCCUCAACUUCCGGAGAACGUCGUGUCUACACACACUAUCAACGUGUUAUCAAGAUGGUGGAACAACGGGGUCGACUCUAUUAACAAUGUGCACAGCACGCGUUACCCUAAAGGACGUGCUCAGAAAUCAUAG
This is a messenger RNA of Parnassius apollo (apollo), 1395 nucleotides long. The record is from the annotation of a GenBank genome assembly. NCBI's taxonomy places the organism in Eukaryota, Metazoa, Arthropoda, Insecta, Lepidoptera, Papilionidae.